Messenger RNA from Eruca vesicaria subsp. sativa (arugula), 1063 nucleotides. NCBI's taxonomy places the organism in Eukaryota, Viridiplantae, Streptophyta, Magnoliopsida, Brassicales, Brassicaceae. The record is from the annotation of a GenBank genome assembly.
UUACACUUUUGUUUGAAUGUCGGAAAAGCAGCGAGAUUGAUUCAAUUAACUGGCAAUGGCAGCGAAUCUGAUUCGAUUUAUUAAUUUGGAUUGAAGUAACUUGAGAUCUCUGAUCCUUUUGAGUCUGUCUGUCUCUACAGAUCUUUCCUUCUUCUUCUCUCACUUCAAGAUCCUCAUAACUCCAAGUGAAUCGUUUGAAGAUUGAAAGAUGGGGAAGAAGGAGAGAGCUAGACCAGAAAUGUUGUCUGUUUACCUUUAUAUACCUAAUAUUGUUGGGUACAUGAGAGUUCUCUUGAACUGUGUUGCCUUUGCUGUGUGUUUCUCCAACAAAACACUCUUCUCCGUUCUCUAUUUCUUCAGUUUUUGUUGUGAUGCUGUGGAUGGCUGGUGCGCUCGUAGAUUCAACCAAGUUUCAACAUUUGGAGCUGUUCUCGACAUGGUGACAGAUAGAGUAAGCACAGCCUGUCUACUCGUGAUUCUCUCUCAAGUCUACAGGCCUAGCUUGGUCUUCCUUUCGUUGUUGGCUUUAGAUAUUGCUAGUCAUUGGCUGCAGAUGUACAGCACGUUUCUAGCGGGGAAGAGCAGCCAUAAGGAUGUGAAAGACAGCACAAGCUGGCUUUUCAGACUCUACUAUGGAAACCGGAUCUUUAUGUGUUACUGCUGUGUCUCCUGCGAGGUUCUGUAUAUCAUCCUUCUUCUCAUUGCAAAGAACCAAACCGAAAAUCUCCUAAACGUCGUAGUUUCCACUUUAACUCAGAUUUCACCACUCUCUUUCCUAUUGGCGUUGACAUUGUUCGGUUGGUCAAUGAAACAAACCGUCAACAUCAUUCAGAUGAAAACAGCUGCAGAUGUCUGUGUACUAUAUGAUAUAGAGAAGCAGCAGCACAAGCCUUGAUCUUCCUUCCUUUUUCUCAACCUGCAACACUUCUUUUUUCUGUCUGUAGAAACAUCUUCCUAUGUUUUUUAAACAAAAUUGAUUUGACUUUUUGACAUAAUUUCUGUUUGUAAAUAUAAUCUGAUUAAAAGUUUUCAUUGCAGCAGUGAGUUAGAUAAUGAACACGUC